AUGAACUCUACCGGCAUACACCUAGCCGACAACAAGGUGGAGGCCACUACGGACCGCCACGAUGCGUCAGUUUCGAGCGACAACGCCGCCAACAAGAAUGGCCGCGAUAGCGAGAGCAUCUCCAUCAACUCGGCUGCUCUCGGGGACGACCUACCGCCGGGCUACUUUUACUCUCUCGGCUUCCUGGGGACAUUAAUUGGCUUUUGUUUGUCCGCCAUCAGCGCCUACAUGUUUGUCAUUCUGCCGACCAACAUCCUGAGCUACAUCAACGAGGACAUUGGUCCCAGCCAGUACACCGCCUGGGUCAACAUUGCCCGCACACUGGCCCUGUCUUUCACCUACACCAUCCUCGGCCGGCUGUCCGAUCUCUUUGGUCGCCGCUGGUUCUUUAUCGGCGGCAACAUUGUGGCCCUCGUGGGUAUCAUCAUCAGUGCCGUGGCCCAGAACUUUACCACUCUCAUCGUGGGUGCGGCGGUCUACGGUCUCGGCGAAACGGUGCAGCUGUCAUUUAACGUGGCCAUUGGCGAGCUGGUGCCCAACAAGUACCGGCCCAUGGUGCUGUCGUUUAUCUUCCUGUCGAAUGCCCCCUUUGCUUCGUUUGGCCCGAUGAUUGCCCGCAAAUUUAUCGAAAUACCCUCGCUUGGCUGGCGGUGGUGCUACUACAUCAACAUUAUCAACACCGGCCUCGCCGUUGUCUUUCUGUUCGUCUUCUACCACCCGCCCAACUUUGAGCUGCUGCACGAGCGCAAGACCAAGCGCGAGAUCUUGAUGAGCCUCGACUAUGUCGGCAUUUUCCUGUGGACCGCCGGCCUCACCAUCCUCCUGAUCGGUGUGUCGUGGGGCGGCAGCAUUUACGCCUGGGACUCGGCCGCCACGCUGUCGUCGCUCAUCAUCGGCGCCGUUCUGCUGAUUGCCCUCUUUGUCUGGGAGGGCUAUGCCAAGCUGCGCUACCCGGCCAUUCCCAUUCACUUUUUCACCAACCGCGGCUUCAUGGCUCUUGUUGCGUGUGCCACUGUGGCUAGUAUGUUCUACUACUCGGCCGUCCUGCUUUGGCCCCAGCAGAUCCGCCACUUCUUUACCACCGACAUUACGUAUGGCGGCUGGCUCUCCACGACCGUUGCCUCGUCCACCGCCCUCGGCCAGAUCUGCGCCGGCGCCAUCAUUCGCUGGGGCGGCAACGUCCGCUACUGGAUGAUCAUUUCGACGUUUGCCAUGGUCGGCUUUGUGGCGUCGCUGGCCGCCCUGACCCCGGAGAAGAAGGGCAUGGGCAUUGCUCUCACCAUCCUGGGCCCGUUUUUUGUCGGCUUCAUCGAGCUCACCUCGCUCGCCCUGGCGCCCCUCUUUUGCCGCGCCCAAGACAUUGGCCUGGCCUCGGGUCUCCUUGCCUCCAUCCGCUCGGCCGGCGGCUCCGUGGCUGUCGCCGUCUACUCUGCCAUCCUGAGCAACCGCCUCCUCACCACCAUCCCCGCCAACAUUGGUCCCGCCGUCGAGCAGGCCGGCCUCCCUGCCAGCGACGUCCCGGCCCUCCUCAAAGCCUACGCGGCCGGCAACAUCACCUCCUACUCCCCUGCCGUCCAGGCCGCCGUUGCCGCCGCCGACCCUAUCGCCUACACCCAGGCCUUUACGACGGUCUAUCUUGCCAGUCUGGGCUUUGGCGGUAUUGCCAUCAUCGGCUGCUUGUUCUCCAAGGACGCUCAGAAGCACCUGACGAGCAAGGUCGAGCGUAAGAUGACGACGGCCAAGACUGGUAAGAACACAAGCGGUACGACCGAGAAGGACACAUCUCUAGAUGUGUAA
Sporothrix brasiliensis 5110 is the source of this 1797-nucleotide messenger RNA. RefSeq names its product trichothecene efflux pump. Gene Ontology annotation, cellular component: membrane. The record is from RefSeq and is a predicted model, not a curated record. Lineage: Eukaryota; Fungi; Ascomycota; Sordariomycetes; Ophiostomatales; Ophiostomataceae. The transcript has 4 exons. Gene Ontology annotation, molecular function: transmembrane transporter activity. The coding region runs from base 1 to 1797 and encodes 598 amino acids. Gene Ontology annotation, biological process: transmembrane transport.